This is a messenger RNA of Polychytrium aggregatum, 2697 nucleotides long. RefSeq lists its product as uncharacterized. The transcript is spliced from 14 exons. Gene Ontology annotation, molecular function: oxidoreductase activity. NCBI's taxonomy places the organism in Eukaryota, Fungi, Chytridiomycota, Chytridiomycetes, Polychytriales. The record is from RefSeq and is a predicted model, not a curated record. Bases 1 to 2697 code for a protein of 898 amino acids.
AUGCUCCGCACGAAUCUUGGGGCUGGCCUGCUCCUCCUUGCCGGAGGACUGGUGUCCGUCUCUGCCCAGCCCAAUCUACCCUCCAUCUCCCCUUACAUUGGAUGUGUUCUUGAUGGCCCGACCCGUCUGCUCGACACCCGCAUCACCAUCUCGCCCGUCACCGUUGCCAACUGCCAGGCCCAGUGCGCCAAGAGCAACUACAAAUUUGCCGGUCUCGAAUAUGGAAGCGAGUGCUGGUGUGGCCAGCAGAUCCACUCGGGAACACCCGCCGGCACCAACGACGGGCGAACGGUCGGCACUCUGGUCGCCGAUAGCCAGUGCAGCAUGGCCUGCUCCGGCGACAGCACCGCCAAGUGUGGUGCUGCCUGGACCGCCUCUCUGUACUUUGCCGCCGGUGAGGGUUGCUACUACGACAGCAGCAGCCGAGCCCUGCGCGAUCUCACCCUCGCUCAGCUGCAAAAGUUACUGCCUGGGUCAGAACUACUACAAGUCGGGGGCAAUCGUCUUUCAUCGAUCAGCUACUUCGGCUCCGAGUACGGUGGCGAAUGCUACUGUAGCAACACUAUCUACCAGGGUCCCGGCAACGCCGGAAAUGCCAACGCUCUUUCCGGCACUCUGGCGCCCUCGACCGACUGCAACCAGCCCUGCAGCGCCAACCCGAGCUACUACUGCGGCAACAGCUGGAGAGCGACCGUUGGCUUCACCGGCCUCAAGCCUAUCUCCGGCUCUCCUCCUCCUCCCCCUCCCCCUCCUCCGCCGCCGCCGCCGCCGAACCAGAUCUACCAAGGCUGCUACGAAGAUAACUCCAACCGCAUUCUUCAAGGCGCCAAGAACAACUACUGCUACACCCAGGGCUUCAAAUAUGCCGGUGUCGAAAUUGCGCAGGAGUGUUAUUGCGGAAACACCAUUGUCAGCGGUGGAGCUGGAGGCGACGGUGCCGCCACGGCCGGAACUCUUUUGAGUGACAGCCAGUGCUCCACCAAGUGCGCCGAUGGUAGUGGCUGCGGUGGCCCCUGGAAGCUCUCUGUCUACUUGUCUGUUGCUCCCCCGCCUCCCCCUCCUCCGCCGGCCAACCCGCUCUACCAGGGCUGCUAUGUCGACAGUCCCAACUCGAUUCUCCGCGACGCCUCCACUACCCAGGUCAGCUUCAGCUCUCCCGCGGCUUGCCAGAACUACUGCUACACCAACAGCCACACCUUUGCUGGAAUCGAUGCUGGAACGUGCUACUGCGGCUCGCAAAUCAUUUCUGGCGAUACAAGUGCCGACGGCAAGACUGCUGGUACCCUGGUUGCGGACAGUCAGUGCUCGCUCUGCGCCGACGGAAGCCGCUGUGGCGGCACCGCCCGUAUGGCUGUCUAUCUCAGCACCGGAGCCGGCUGCUACAUUGACGGCGCCACCCGUGUCUUGACGGGACAGUCUCUGGGAAGCAGUGGCACCCUGACCCAGGAGUCGUGCAAGGCCAGCUGUCUCGCCCAGAAUUACAUCUACUACGGCACUGAAUACAGCUCCGAGUGCUACUGUGGCAACACCGUUGCCUACGGCGGCACCGGCGGCAGUGGCAGCGGAGUCAUCGGCAGCCUGGUUGCUACUUCGCAGUGCUCCUCGCCUUGCUCCGGCAACAGCAAGGAGACCUGCGGUGGUGGAUGGCUCGCACAAAUCGGCUUGACUGGCUACAUCCCUCCCCCGGCGCCAGUGUCCGCGAUCACCUUCCCGAUCCAGGUCCCCACGACCUGCCAGACGAUCACCACCCGCAAGAGCUGGUAUGACAUGUCUUCGACCGAGCGCACCCGCUACCUGAACGCCCUCCAGAAGCUCAAGACCUCGCCCAAGGCCUUUGGCGCGUACAACUACGACGACUUUGUCCAGAUCCAUCUGGACAACAUCUACACCGCCCACUAUCAUGCUGCCUUCCUGCCCUGGCAUCGCUGGUUCAUCUUUGUCUUCGAAAAGCACCUGCAGCAGUUCGAUUCCUCCGUCUUCUUGCCCUACUGGGACUGGGGCGCCGACUCGCACAACCCCGGACAGUCUGUUGUCUUUGACCCCACCACCUUUGGAACCCACAACUGGAACGGCGACAACUGCCUGUUCGACGGUAUCGCAUCCGCCUACCCCACCAACCUUGCUGGCGAGUGUGUCAAGCGCCAGUGGGACAACCCCACCUUCAUUACCCAGGAUGCCUUUGCCACCAAUGCCGAAUUGGACUCGACCCUGGUGUACGGUACGACCGACUACAACUACUUCCGCACGACUCUCGAGAUCUACCACGGAAGCCCUCACGUGUACGUUGGUGGCCCCAACGGCGACAUGACUCCGAUGUACUCUCCCAACGAUCCUCUGUUCUACCUUCAUCACUCGAACGUUGAUCGCAUCUGGAACCGCUGGCAGAAGGCCAACCCAUCGGUCGCCAACACCUACGCCGGAAACCCCACCGAUGGCCUGGCAUAUCCGACGGAUGUGCUUCCCUCGUUCUCCCCCGUGACGGUUUCCCAGGUUCUGGCGUCGGGCUCCCUCUGUGUCCAGUACCAGGAUCCUCUCCCCCGAGCCAGCAACGCCUUGGCAGACCAGACUCCUCUCGAGUACGGCCCCACCAUUCCGCUUGAGUGGUUUAUGGGCCGCGUCGACAAUGCCACCCUGGCUCAGUUUAACCAGCUCCAUCGCGACUGGAUCGAUAGCUACAACCAAGGCCUCGGCCUUUGA